CGAGAUUUAAAAGUCCUGCAAAAUACUCCCAUGCGUAAGUCUAGACAUAGUAGACACGGAAUUUAGUGGCGUUGACCACCCAAAAUAGUGCCAUUUUUAGACGUUUACUGCUGACGUUUACAGAGGCUUCAAAUAGCUUCCGUUUUACACUGGUAGUGAUUGGACCCCGUGAGCUAACAUAUUGGUUGAACUAGUCCGACAUUCUACACUUCAAUGGAGGAACAGCCCAGAGAUCGGGCACAAGAAAGGCAAUAUCACCACCACGGAGAGGACAGACGCUCGACUCAACAUACAACUAGUCUAAAACAUGAUCAGAGCCACUUCCAGCGCCAGCAUCAGGAAACGCAGACGAAGAAAACAGGUUGGGCCAUCCGCAAAAGCAGUACAAAAGUAAACAUCUGUGAGGAGGAGGGGGAGAAGAAUCCACAUCUGUCUGAUACUGUUGGCAUGUCGUACCCCCCCAACAGCAAUUGUAACAGACACACAAGUAAUGCAAAUGUGAAGCAGAAAUCAACGCAAAAGCUGUACACGACUGUUCCAAAAGUGAGCGGCAAAGGCUUGGACUUUAAGAAGAAUAUGGACCUUAAACAUGACAAGGACAAGGCUCUGGAUUUGAACCAUCACGAGGGCCAACCUAUGGAUAAGAAAGACGCUGUGUUGCUUCAAAAUGGCGUCGUAAACUGUGGCUUAAUUACAAAUGGCUAUUCUAGCAAGGACAAUGAUGGCAGCGGCUCCGAAGGUGGAUAUACUACUCCGAAGAAACGCAAGGCCAGAUGUAACAGCGCCAAGAACACUGAUAAUGUGAUAAGAGACAAAGAGAGAGACAUGCAGCAAGAGCAUGGGGCUUUUAAUCUUGAGACAGCUGAGAAGGGAGUGACUUCUAGACUCGAUGGCUUUAGAGCCGCCCAUAAAGUAGACGCUCAGUCAGCAGGUCGACGGGCUGUUGUGUCAGACGCUUCGAUGGGUGAAUCUCAGAGGAAGAACUCCUUUGGUAAAAAGACUGAGGAAAGGCACAAAGCCAAGCUUUCCUCAAAUUCAAAAGAGGACUCGUGGACUUUGUUCAAGCCCCCGCCAGUAUUUCCUGUGGACAAUAGCAGUGCAAAAAUUGUUCCCAAGAUCAGUUAUGCAAGUAAAGUAAAAGAGAACCUCAACAAAGUAGCUCAAGGUGGAGGAGAGGCACUGCCUCCUCCUGUCAGACUGUCACAGGUCCCCAUGUCUGCUAUGAAAACUAUCACCUCAGCUAGCUUUACUAAUGGCCCCGUUUCUGGAACCGGUAACGGCUGCCCGUCAGUGGGUACCUUCUUUGCUCCUGCUGCUAGUAGUAUUCCACCAGCCCCGUCUUUCCCAAGUGGCGAGAAUGUAGCAUCUCCUGUGGAAAGUAACUGUAGCUCCACAACCAGUCCUGUAGAUGGAGACGGAUACGAGCUUAGAAAAACUCUUUUAAUUUACCCUUUAAAUAUGCAACCUGUGCUCCCUAGUGCUCGUCACCUUGACCCACCGGCGGCUCAGACAAAUCAGAAAGCCUUGGGGGAUAUCUUCCAGAAUCAGUGGGGGCUUUCCUUCAUAAAUGAGCCCAACUUGGGGCCAGAAGGAGGAGGUGGCAAGGUGCCUGCGGAGGACAAGACCACUGCGGUCGCACCUCAAAGCGAGUGUCAUUCUCUUGCUGCCAAGGCCGCCCAGCCCUGCUUUGAUGUUGGCCCAUCAUUCUUCGAGCUUGGCACUUUAGCUCAAGACCCAGAGAAAAGGACUUGUGCCCCCUGCAAUGUGUCUGAUGCUUGUUCUCCGAGUGAGGAGGAGAUCAAGCUGCAGCCACGUGGCCAGGAAAAGACGAAAGCUGAGGCCAAGGGUGCAGGUUCUGCUGUGUUGGCUUCCAGUAAAGACAACGGUGCUAAGCCAGCACAGGGCCAGCUAACCACUGUGUCGUUUGGCUCCUCCAAACAACCGGCCCACUCUAAAGACAUUGGCAGGAGGUGUAGCUGGGGGUCCUUUGAUAUUAAAGCUGCUGUCACUUAUCACACUAAAGAAAUGGAAUUCAUUUUCAACUUGCAAAAACAAGAUCCAAAAAGAGUAGUGGUUUAUGAUGAGACCAAGGAUGGACCUGAUCAGUGAGAGGUAGAUGGUCUACAGUACUCACCCUCUUCUCUUCUAUGUGCUGCGAUUAUCUACCUUGGGAAUCAUAAAUCCUGUUGGACAGAUAAAGAGACAACUGUGAAAACAUUGAUAGUUUAGCAUGACAGAUUUUCCUUGGAACCUCCGGCGAACUAACAGACUUCUUUGGGGGGGGCAUCAGACAAACACGCAGACACUCUGGAGGGACGUAAAACGGAGGCGACCGGUGCCUCUCCAACACGAUAAAUGCAACUUUGGAGCUGUGCUAGCUGUUUGUCUCAUGGCUCUUUAAGGAGGAUGUUCGGGAGUUCAACAAAGGAAGGUGUCAUGGAUUGCACCUCCCUAAGCCUUUAUCCUGUUGAACUGUGGCAGCCGUCGGUCUGACUAUGGGACGCCUCAGUCAUUUUCUUUCUUCACGCAUUCAAAUGAGUUCAUUGUAGAUAUGUUAGACGUUAUACAUGCACGGUUGUGUGCGAGCUUGAGUUAAUUGUGGAAGAAAGGAGGAGCACACUUUGCAAAGAAUACCUUGAAUUUGUGGUCAAGUUCUUUGGAGUUAAACUGUAAGUUAAGUGGAAGCUCAUAGGUGAGGCCCCAUCCAGGAAGGGAGAUCCUUGUCUUAGUCCUUUUUUUUUGUUGUAGGGGAAAUCAGAGCCCAGAACUGAAACGCUUGCUUCUUCUUUUUAUACCAUUUUGUCUGCCCUAACGUGAAUGUUAUCUGCACUGCAGUAUGAUCCCAGAGCACAGGUACAGAAGUGCCCAAUUCGAAGGAAAGCUCCACCCCUUCAUUUCAAUGUUUAUUACAUGCGUGCUAAAGAUUUUUUAAAUUGGGUCCGUUAAAGGCCAAAUCUUUUCAUCUUACGGCUUUUCAUCCAUGUCAUGCAGAUCAUUAUGAUGUCACUGAAGAGUAUUCUUAAAUUCAGAUUCAUACACGUAUAUACCUUCUAAUAUAAGAGUCCUUGAGUUGAGGAAUCGACGGAGCGAGAGGCAUUUCUACCAAUAAGGUCUGCUGCGUUCUGUGCUAUUUGUUCAGCAGCAAGACUCAGGAUGUCCAUACACAUUAUUUUGCUUGCUUUUUUUCUUUCUAUGUAAAAACUGUUAAACCCCUCAUGUCAGAAACAUGUUGCAUUUUACGACUGAUUUAAAAGAUUAUUUUUGGUCUGUUUUUAUGGCAUUGUUUUGCAUGUUUACUGGUGGAAAUGAAUGAGUCAGGGGUCGCUGUUCAUCGCCAUACAAAGAUAACAGCAACACAACAAUACUUGCAAUACUAAUCUAGGUUCCCCGUCAAACCGUGUUGAAAUGUGAAGACGAGUUGUACUCUUAUGUUUUUACUGUUAACAUUUGCAAACCAGUGUGCAAUAACACCGUGUGAAAUGGGUUCUAUGGAGCUACAGCAUCAUCACCCAAGAUGCUGGUGGGGUUUGUUAAACAAUGUUCAAGAUGCGUUUUUUCAGUUUGUUGCACAAAAUCCUUAAGUCAAUUUUGCUAAUGAGCUCACGUUGAAAGAUCUAAUUAAGUCUAGGAGCCCACAUUCGCUAACUGAUAACUGGCCAGCUGUGACAUCGCUUUCAUCACCAUCUCCAAAU
Anarrhichthys ocellatus (wolf-eel) is the source of this 3692-nucleotide messenger RNA. It is a transcript of the gene nufip2, whose product is annotated as nuclear FMR1 interacting protein 2. Bases 214 to 2109 code for a protein of 631 amino acids. The transcript has 4 exons. The record is from RefSeq and is a predicted model, not a curated record. Lineage: Eukaryota; Metazoa; Chordata; Actinopteri; Perciformes; Anarhichadidae. Gene Ontology annotation, cellular component: cytoplasmic stress granule; nucleoplasm. Gene Ontology annotation, molecular function: RNA binding.